AGCUGCCAUAAACACAAAACAAGGAGUUUAUUCAGACAAGCCUCCAUCCUCCAAGGACUGUAUCUAUCACAAACCCCCAAAACCCUAAUCUUGAAUCUCAAUUCUCGGUCUCAAUCUCCCAAUCCCCUUUGCUGAUCUGAACUCUUCGCACUUGCUUGCUGAAUUCUGUUGCUAUCGGCGCACGGGAUGUCUAACUCGGGAGGAUUCGCUGUGACGCGGAGCCACGGAGGAGACCGAUUCUACAACCCUCCGGCCAUGCGACGGCAGCGUCAGGCGACCGUUGUACAGCAGCAGCAGCCGCCUCCGCCGCGGCUACAGGUGCAGAGACAACAGCAGCAGAAGAAGGGAGCGAAGCCGGAGGCGGCAACUCCGGAAGUUGGGAACCGGACUGAAUCUGACGAUUCCGCCACAGCAUUGGCUAAGCCGCCAUCCGUCUGCUCCUCUUCUCCCGAGCUUCCUAAGGAUGUCACUAACUUGGAUCGGCUGAUGGAAUCUGUUACUCCCUUCGUGCAAGCUCAGAAACCAUCUGAGGCAAGUGUAAGAAAACAAAGGCCUCGUGAAUCCAAUGCAAAUUCAUUCUUUUGCCUUGAGGAUCUUUGGGAAUCUUUCCGAGAGUGGAGCGUGUAUGGCGUUGGUGUGCCACUGGUGUUGAAUAAAAAAGACCACAUUGUUCAGUAUUAUGUUCCAUUCUUGUCCGGCAUACAAUUGUACAUAGACCCUUUGAAGCCACUGUCUCGGCUUAGGAGUUCAGGUGAGAGUGAUGUCGAGUCACUAAGGAAAUCUGGUUGUGUUGGCAAUGGUCAUUGUGAUAUAGAUAAGAAAUCUAAAACUGCUGUUGGAAAAUGGAGCCAAGAAAACCAAUUAAAUUCAAAUUCCCUACAACCAAAUGGGAUCUCAACUAGAGAUAAAUCUGCUGACGAAACUGAAUCAAGUAAACCAGCUGGAUCUCUUUUGUUUGAAUAUUUGGAGCAAGAACAACCAUACAAUCGCAGGCCAUUGAUUGACAAGAUUAUGGACCUAGCAUCUCAAUAUCCAGAGUUGAAGAAGUGCAGGAGUUCUGAUUUGAUGCCCUCAAGUUGGAUGUCUGUUGCUUGGUAUCCAAUAUAUAGAAUACCCAUAGGCCACACACUACGGGAUCUGGAUGCAUCUUUUUUAACAUUUUAUCCCUUAUCCACUCAAUGUAGAGGUCCUGUUCAGCCACAAUUCCAUGGUGCAAAUGGUAGGAGUAUCAAUAGUAUGAGUCAUGCUGCCCUAAAGAUUUCUUUACCAGUAUUUGGUCUUGCUUCAUACAAACUGAAGGGCUCACUAGUGAGUCCAUCUGGACCCCAUGAGUCCGAGCAGGAAAACUCUCUCUUGCUAGCUGCAGACCAUUGGCUUCGGGAUUUAAAGGUUUUUCUCCCCGAUUACCAAUUCUUCCUCUCUCAUUAUUCUCAAGGGAGAUGAUGCACGUGGUCCGAAUGUUUGCCAACAAUUUUGUUCCUCCAUGGUAGACGUUCAAGUGCCAAUUUGGGCUCACUUUCAGAUACAAUGUCCCGAAAAAGUGUCCUGUCCUAUAACUUGGUCAAGAAAGGCUUCAUGCGGUCAAAAAGCAAACAAACUUGAAAUAUAUCAGCACGGGUCGGUUCAAAAGCUUACCAAAGGAUGGCCUAGUGUUUUUUGGGGCAACAGUUUGAUAUGUGCUCCAUGUCGUAAAGGUAUAUCCAAUUGAAGUAUUUUUAGUCGUCCUAUGAGACACAUGAUCUGUCAACUUGGUUGUUGUGAUCGUGUCACUGGAACGAGUAUAGAACACCGGAAGAAACAGGACGAUCAUGAUGAAAAUUUUGAACAGUCUGUACGCCUACCUAUAUACCAAACUCACAAAUUGAUGAGUUACCUGUUAGCGUGUUGUCACAAGUGAUAUGAAAAAAUAAAAACAACAAAGAUAGAUAAAAAGAAAGAGAGUCGUCUGGAGCUAGUCAGACAAUUGUGUUUUUGUAGCAUGAAAGUUUAAUAUUGUAUUCUGCCUAUGCUUUGAUUACCCUUGAGAUGGCUAAAUGAAACCUUUGUUUAGUA
This is a messenger RNA of Cuscuta campestris, 2052 nucleotides long. NCBI's taxonomy places the organism in Eukaryota, Viridiplantae, Streptophyta, Magnoliopsida, Solanales, Convolvulaceae. The record is from the annotation of a GenBank genome assembly.